UCUACAACAGUCGCUAACUAAUCGUUCUAAGCAACGCAAGCCAAAUACAGACAAUGAGUUUUAAAAAUAUAUUAUAUACGGCGCUAGUGUUGUUGAGUAUAUGGACCUGUGCGGGCAGAGAAUAUGAAUUUAUACCUGGACGAUGCGUAGAUCAUCCAGGUGCAGAGGAAAAAAUUGGUGGUCCACUCAGUCUGUGCAGCUUUCCACCAAAUUAUGAAAAACCAGACGAGGAGGAUAUAGAGGCCGUCAUCAAGCAUAUACAAGGCUUAAACUUAAAUUAAAAUCUAAUAAAAUUGUAGUUUAGAGAA
Drosophila busckii is the source of this 308-nucleotide messenger RNA. RefSeq lists its product as uncharacterized. The transcript has 2 exons. Bases 54 to 281 code for a protein of 75 amino acids. Lineage: Eukaryota; Metazoa; Arthropoda; Insecta; Diptera; Drosophilidae. The record is from RefSeq and is a predicted model, not a curated record.